AUGGCACCUUCACUCGAACAAAGAGUCAUCGAGGCACUCGAAAAGUGCUCCACUGACACAGACACCCCCUUCGACGAUGUUCUGCGCGUUGCGCUGAAGGUCACGCAGAAGAUGCUUGAGCAAGCCGAUCCACCCGAAAACGUUCUGCCAGUCGCCCCAGCUGUGGCAUCUGUCCCUCUCGUCGCUCAGAUCCCUCCUCCAGCAGUCAUCCCACGCCCCGAGUCAACUCCUGCUCACGCUGUCGCCUCGCCCGUCGUUCCUGCCAACACUGCUACACCUGCCGCUCGUCGAGUCCUUCGUGCCGCGCUUCCUCUGGCAAUGGCUUCUGCCCGCAAACGAGCCGCUCGCGAAAGCGUCUCGCUGACCCCGACUGUCGGUGACGAAAAUGACGACAAGGACGAGUUUGUCUGCGAGUUCGCUGGCUGUGGUCGCUCUUAUGAGCACAAGGGAUCUCGCACCCGUCACUACAAGGUCAACCAUGGCGGUCAGCGUCCCAGAUCGAAGUAA
Colletotrichum scovillei is the source of this 507-nucleotide messenger RNA. RefSeq lists its product as uncharacterized. The coding region runs from base 1 to 507 and encodes 168 amino acids. NCBI's taxonomy places the organism in Eukaryota, Fungi, Ascomycota, Sordariomycetes, Glomerellales, Glomerellaceae. The record is from RefSeq and is a predicted model, not a curated record. The transcript is spliced from 2 exons.